AUGUUUCCUAGUCCCGAACAACCGAGCUUUCCGAUGAGGGUACUAUGGUCACCGCCGGCCAACCCCUCCUGCGGACAACCGCAGUCAAGAAUCCACAGCGUUCUCUUUCAGAACUAUUUGCGCCGUUUUGAGGGCCCAUUGAAAUGGUGGAUUGCGAGGCUGAGUUCUGGGCCCACCGAUGGCCUGGACGCGGAAGUUGAAGAAGACAAGUCGUCGCCUUCUCUGAUUGACAUGGCCCAGCAGCUCGACGCCGAUUUGAUGUCCUGGCAUCAAGAGAGUGCCUGGAGCGUGUUGAAAACGGCAAUUGCGGCGUUCGGGAGUCAGGGGAUUGAUCCAAGGUCCGCUAGGUGGGAGCCGAGAUACGGAUUCGAUAAUGGCUGUCGGCCAGAAUUCUGGGUCAGAGCCAAAGCAGCUAUCGAUAACAGCCCCGACAUCCUUUCCUUUCAGGUCAUCCUGGCGAACUUCAUACUUGGGAUGAUCCAUCGUCCGUCUUCAGGGCACGAUGAGAGUUUCGCCAGUGAGGCGCCGUCGGGAAUAGCAUUUCCACGUCAAGAUAGUCGGCAAGUUGGCAACAGAUUCAUUCGGCGGGGUAUCUCCGAUCUCUACCAGUUGAUCCGACAAUGCAGAGAUAGCUCAGCUGCUGGGUUUAUCAGCACCAACGCAGGUCAGCAAUAUCUGAGAUCAUUCUUCAGUCUCGGUCUGGUGCUGGACACGAUCUCAGCCGCAGUUGACGGUCGUCCAGUCCUCAUCCACGACGAAGACUGUGCAAUCAUUCUGGGUGAGAAGUCUGCGGAAGCAAACGUUGAACAGAAUUCUGGGCUAUGGCAGCUCUCCAACAUGCAAAUGAAGGAGGUCAAAGUGAUCAAAACACCAGAUGGGAGACAGACGAUAGAUUGCCAUUCCCGGUUGGGUGCUGAAGGCGCUCCAAUCACCACAUUGCUCUUCCGCAAAGUUGCGCAGCUUCAAGCUCUGCUCUUCCGACGACGACCAGAAUCCGAGCUUGAGACAUGUAUCCUCGAGGCUGUGGACGUGUACAACCACGGGAACAAGCGAUACGGGGGCCUCUCCUCCGAUCCGCUCAGCAUCUGCGAUUCCUCGUACACAAUAAAUCUGGGGAUUCGAUGGAACCUGGCCUGUCUCCUUCUGGCUGACGUGACAGAACGGAUUGAGCUUGUGAUGAAGCCAUUGACAUUGUCGGAAAAGCUCCGCGCGACUCUCUGGAACAUGAGAAUGAAAGCGGUCUGCAUCAUCUCGGGGCUUGCAAGACUAUCGACAUCGGCAUCCGAAGGGGAGCCAUCAACAAUGCUUAUCGGCGAGAAGAUCGCCAGCGCCUUUCUGGAUGACCCCUGGACCCAGGUCCUCGUCCGCGCUAUGCUGCAGGCCUCGAAGGUUUCCGAGGUUUGGCGGAAAGACGGCGAUGCCAUCAGAACUCCACAAACAACAGAUACGCUCUCGCCAAGCGAGCUCAGUUGUCUGGAUUGCGUCAAGCGGCUUGGGUCAUAG
This is a messenger RNA of Fonsecaea monophora, 1503 nucleotides long. RefSeq lists its product as hypothetical. Lineage: Eukaryota; Fungi; Ascomycota; Eurotiomycetes; Chaetothyriales; Herpotrichiellaceae. The transcript has a single exon. Bases 1 to 1503 code for a protein of 500 amino acids. The record is from RefSeq and is a predicted model, not a curated record.